AUGCAAAGUAAUGGUGAGCGUUUUGGCUACUGGACUUUUACCUGUAACUCUGUGUAUUUAACAAAGGAGCAGACCCUGAACUGGGAAAGGAGAAUUCGCCGUCGGAAGGAUUGCUAUGCAGCCGGAUUAGGUCUGAUAAAUAAAGACCCAACGAUACUGCCAUCAAAGCUUCAAACAACAAAAGUGGAGCUUUUUGGUAGAGUAAAAUGCGACGAGAUGUACUCAGGGGAACGUUGGACAACCAAUAUUAUUUGCGGAUACAAUCCCCCGAAAUCCACAUGCUCGGGUGACAGUGGAGGACCACUUGUGUGCAAGACUAAACAGGGAACACAUGUCCAGAUUGGAUUGACCUCAUUUGGUGACUGCGCGGGUUUCGACGGUUACCCUCGAGUCUAUUCCAACAUUGGUUGGAUUCUUAGGCAAAAGAAAAAGUCUUCUCUUCCGUUGAAGACUACCACAGGACAGCAAUGA
Mya arenaria is the source of this 471-nucleotide messenger RNA. Its product is annotated as putative inactive serine protease 43. Gene Ontology annotation, molecular function: serine-type endopeptidase activity. The coding region runs from base 1 to 471 and encodes 156 amino acids. The record is from RefSeq and is a predicted model, not a curated record. Gene Ontology annotation, biological process: proteolysis. NCBI's taxonomy places the organism in Eukaryota, Metazoa, Mollusca, Bivalvia, Myida, Myidae. The transcript has 4 exons.